UUUUUUCAGUAUAUUGUGCUGUGUUACUUUUACGGCCUACUGUAAAUGACCAGAAUGUGCAUGUAACUAAAAAAAAUUAUUAUUUUUCAACAAACAUUUUUAAUUAAUGAACUUUUUUUUUUUUACAGUCUAGUGCGUUCCCUUUUCCUCUGUCAAGUGUGUGAUGAAGUCAACUACAUGGAACGCGUCCGGGGCGGUCUCGUGUAUCAUCGCGCUCACUCGGCUUUUUCCGGUGUAUGUGCUUUUGGUUGUGAGCUAGCCAAGUCGAGCAGGCUGCUAAUGUUUGUGGUAUAUUUAAUGUUAGCCGCCCGGAUAGCGUCUGAAGAAUGGCUGACGUCGAGGGACAUGGGAUUUGCUCGCCGGUCCCUCCGUUGCCCCACUGCUCCUCUCGAAGGGGCUCCGGCAGCGGCAGCGCUACACCGGGCACCACCGGCAGUCUCCAGACGGGCAUCACCGUUACUUCAUCGGGGCCUCGGCUCGUCCGGAUAGUGAAGUCGGACUCGGGGUACGGCUUUAACGUUCGGGGGCAAGUGAGCGAGGGCGGGCAGCUGAGGAGCAUUAACGGAGAACUGUACGCCCCUCUGCAGCAUGUCAGCGCCGUCCUGCCGGGUGGAGCGGCAGACCGAGCCGGCAUCUCCAAGGGGGACCGGAUCCUGGAAGUUAACGGCGUGAACGUGGAGGGGGCGACACAUAAGCAGGUGGUGGAUCUGAUCCGGGCCGGGGAGAGGGAGCUGGUGUUAGCCGUGCUGCCCGUCCAGCCUCAGGAGGCCGACUUCUUGGAUCCCGGCGACGACGGUUCAGCUCAGUCCUGCUACGAUUACUCCGACAAACAGGCCGUCCCCAUCUCCGUGCCCAGCUACAAACACACGGAACUCAACCAGGAAAAGUUUGUGGUGUAUAAUGUGUACAUGGCAGGGAGGCAGCUCUGCUCCAAGCGUUACAGGGAGUUUGUGAUUCUGCACCAAAACCUCAAACGGGAGUUUGCCAGCUUCGCUUUUCCCAAGCUGCCAGGAAAAUGGCCGUUCUCCCUGUCGGAGCAGCAGCUGGAUGCACGACGAAGGGGCCUGGAAGAGUAUCUGGAAAAAGUUUGCUCCGUCCGGGUCAUUGGAGAAAGUGACAUCAUGCAGGAGUUCCUGUCUGAAUCAGAUGAGAACUACAACGGUGUGACGGAUGUGGAGUUGAGAAUAGCCAUGCCGGAUAAAACCACACUGACCGUCAGAGUGUGUAAGAACUCCACUACAGACCAGGUCUAUCAGGCGGUGGUCAUGAAGUUGGGCAUGGACAGUGUCAUCGCCAGCUACUUCGCUCUCUUCGAGGUCAUUAACCACACUUUUGUACGAAAGCUGGCUCCCAAUGAGUUCCCCCACAAACUCUAUGUACAGAAUUAUACCUCAGCAAUCCCAGGGACCUGCCUCACCCUGCGCAAGUGGCUUUUCACCACAGAGGAGGAGGUUUUACUGAAUGACAACCAGCUCGCAGCCAGUUUUUUUUUCCACCAGGCGGUGGAUGAUGUGAAAAAGGGUUUCAUCAACGCAGAGCAGCAGUCGUACCAGCUCCAAAAACUGGCAGAGCAGAAGAAGAUGUCGAUGUACCUGAGUUUACUCAGGGCCUGCGAGGGCUACAACGAGAUCAUCUUCCCGCACUGCUCCUGCGACUCCCGGCGCAAAGGCCACGUCAUCACGGCCAUUAGCAUUCACCACUUCAAGCUGCACGCCUGCACAGAGGAAGGGACACUGGAGAACCAGGUGAUUGCGUUUGACUGGGGCGAGAUGCAGAGGUGGGACACGGACGAGGAGGGCAUGGCCUUCUGUUUUGAAUAUGCACGAGGAGAGAAGAAGCCGCGCUGGGUCAAGAUCUUCACACCUUACUUUAACUACAUGCACGAGUGCUUCGAGAGAGUGUUCUGCGAGCUCAGGUGGAGAAAAGAGGUGGAAGAGGAGGCGACGGACAAAGACAACAAGAACUGCAGUAAAGAUGAACAUUUUCCAGCUGCUGAGGCACAGAAAGGAUGGAGCCACGUAGGAAGGGAGAUCGUUACCUCUUAGCCGCGCGCAGUUUUCCUCCACGCAGCAGCACCCAGCUCCUCUAAGUACAAUCAUCAUUCACACUGUGUCGACUUCAACCUGAGGCAUCUUCAAAUUAGAGAGAAAAACAAACACAAAACAAUUAGCAGGAACUCUUGAUUCAUCCAUAUUCAUGCACACUAAAGCAGAAGUGAGGCUCUUAGAGACACUCCCCAGACACACCACCAGGCGGAUGUGGUUGAGAGUCAGAGAAAAUCCUCUAAUGGGAUGUGCUAGAAUGUUCCGUUGGACUGACGGGGGGACGGGAAACCUUUAAGUGCUUAUACAGGGAAACAGACAACGCUGAUCAGCAACACUGGUGUUUACUCAUGUUUAGUCGCAGUGUCUUCUCCAACCGGUAGGUGCAGAGGGACUGGAGAAGGCACGGACCAAUCAGAGUGAGGCUCUCAGACGUAAGUCCCAGCUUCAUCACAUCACACACACACACAGACGCUCAGAUGUUGGAAAUGAAAUACCACGCACUUUAUCAAACAGUAUUAGUAGAAUUAUUAAGCUGAAGUAAAACAGGAAGAGGAAAUAAUACAGAAGUACGAAACGUGUUAUUUUUUUGUUUACAGUGAGUUUCUAAUCAAAAAUCUAAAAGAGCAGAGCGUUAAAUUUGUAGAAUGUAUUGUUUCCCAUCUUUGCAAAUGAAAGCUUUGAUGAGUCCGUGCUGCCAAACGGUGCAAUACUCAGAUUCAAACAGCAGGGGUCCUUCUCCUCCUGCCGUCUGCGGCCCUGGCAGUGAUUACCACGGGUUUGUUACCGAAAUCUCCCGCUGGAUUUAUAACUGGCCGCUGCUUUAAACGACCUUUAAAAACAGAACUGUUAACUGUUUCUGGAAGAAGCAGCAGGUGUCGCUGCACACAUUCAUUAAAGGCUUUAUAAACAGCAGUGUGACCUGAUAAUGAGCUGCGUCUUUAACUGAGCCCUGCGUCGCUGCGAGAGUAAAAAAACCGUGUUGGGUUAGUGCCCUGCUGGGUUCAUUACCUGAUGACGUCAGCCAUGCGUUACAGUACGUCAUAAAUAAGACGCUUCGCGCUGCGUAGGUCAAUAUGUUGAUACUAAAUCUUCACUCCUCACCUUUGUUUAUGUGGAGGGGGCCAAAUAUGGGCGUGUGCUGUGAUUGGUCAGAGUGUUACACGCUGUUCUUGCAAAGAUGGAACAAAGAAAAGAAAAGAAAAGAAAAACAUAUGAUUU
Molecule: messenger RNA, 3263 nt
Organism: Cynoglossus semilaevis (tongue sole)
Lineage: Eukaryota; Metazoa; Chordata; Actinopteri; Pleuronectiformes; Cynoglossidae
Gene: snx27b
Product: sorting nexin 27b
Exons: 13
Coding region: 327-2045 (572 amino acids)
Biological process (GO): intracellular protein transport; signal transduction; endocytic recycling
Cellular component (GO): early endosome
Molecular function (GO): phosphatidylinositol-3-phosphate binding; protein binding
Source: RefSeq, a predicted model, not a curated record